GUACAGCCUAUUUUUCUCCUGGAGAAGAAACCACUACUAUGGAAACCAGAACGCUCGGCCCGUGGAGAUUAUGGCCUGUGGAUCCUUACAGAACUCUCCCGGCGACUUUCGCCUGGGGCUUCGCCGAGCUGCUGUUACUUCUAAGAACUCCUGUGUCCUGCGGCGGGAGAAAGCUUUCCAUGGACACACUUUAGAAAAGAGACAUAGGUCUCAGACGUCACCAACUGCUGAUCCACUGUCUUGAUGACAUCACUCACAUGUGCCUUCCCAACCCAAUCCCGGCAGCCCUCAGUCAGCGGCCUCUCCAAGAUCACCAGAAGCCUGUACAUCAGCAGUGGGGCAGCUGCCAACAAUAAGUUCCUACUGUCCAGCAACCAGAUCACCACGGUCAUUAACGUCUCCGUGGAGGUAGUGAACACCUUCUACGAGAACAUCCAGUAUAUGCAGGUGCCUGUGGUUGAUGCGCCCACCACAUGUCUUUAUGACUUUUUUGAUUCCAUUGCUGACCACAUCCACUCGGUAGAGAUGAAAGAGGGUCGCACACUGCUACACUGUGCCGCUGGUGUGAGCCGCUCAGCUGCCCUGUGUCUUGCCUACCUCAUGAAGUACCAUGCCAUGUCCCUGCUGGAUGCCCACACAUGGACCAAGUCCUGCCGGCCUAUCAUCCGACCCAACAGUGGCUUUUGGGAGCAGCUCAUCCACUAUGAGUUCCAGCUAUUUGGCAAGAACACGGUGCACAUGGUCCCUUCCCCAAUGGGAGUGAUCCCAGACAUCUAUGAAAAGGAGGUUCGCUUGAUGAUUCCCCUGUGAGCCACCCUGCCAAGCCCCUUGUUGGGGUCAGCAGUAUAGAUCUGUUGUUUAUCCUACUCCAAGAUCAGAACUUGAACAUUGUACUUUUGUUGAUGCAAGAACAAACCAGAUGAUGUCUUUAAAGGGCAAGAAAAAAAAGUUUCUACAGCUUUUAACUUUGUAAUCCAAAUCUUCAAAGACCAAACUCACUAAUUGUAAGUGAAGAUAAAUUUUCUACCCUGUGAGGGGUAAGUGAUGGCUACUGGCCAGAGGUAUGAUGAGGCAGAUCAUACCUUGGAUGAAGAUCCCAGGGCAUAGCAGGCCUCGAAUCCUGCAGCCCACGCCCAGACUGACCAACCCAGAAAGGAGUCUGCUGCCAUGCCACCUUGCUCCUUCAGAUUCAAAGCUAGAGCCUUAAGCAUCAUGGCACACCCCAAGCGUCUCAGGAUCAGUGUCAGCCUACUGGGUAGAGAGCUUGCUGGCAUUCCCUGGGACCCUGAGGCCUCAGGUGACCUCACAUCCACCUUCAUCACAUUGGCCCCAUCCUAGUUUUCUAGAUGGGACUUGUAUAGAGUAUAGUAUUCAAAGAAAGUAUUCCACUAUAUACAAUUUGGAAAAAGAUUUUUUUUUCUGAGUGCUGUUACAUGGGGCAGGGUCUUAAAGGGGCCCAGGGAAGUCUUUCACUAGCCUUUAGGAAAAAAGGUAUUGAUUUCCUUCUUCAGGGCUCAUGAGAAAAGCAGUCCUGACAUCAGGCCUCAAAGCUUCCUCUCCCAGGCCUUGGUUUGAAAGUUUAGAACUGCAGGCCAUGACCUAGCUCUUGUCACCUCUUUCCUUGUGACAUGGUGCCUCUGGGAGCCUCAGCAUCCUCAUCUGUGAAGACAGAACAAUUUGAUAGCACCAUGCCUAGCACAUGGUGCAUGCUUAGUGUAAAGGGCAGCUUUUAUCCUAAAUGGUAUAAUCUCGGCCCUGUUGCCCCCAACUCAACACAGUUGUGCUCAUGAAGAUAUUUCUCCUGGCUCUGCAUAGCCCUUUAUUGUUUACAAAGUACUCUUCCAGAAAGCUACCCUCUGUGAGGAAAAAAUGGUUUCAGUCUUACCUCAGGAGAGGCCUAGACUUGAGGUUUUAGAGUUUCCAUUGUUUCUCAUCCUGAGUGAUGUAGGGGUUCUGAAGCAAAGACACCAAAAGCCCUUGUUUAGAAUUGCUUGUCAUUAGAGCCAGUAGCCCGCUCUUGCUGACUCCCAGGAUCUACAAGGGCGUGUGUCAAAGGUACAAAUGAGUGGAUGCCGUGCCUUGGCUCUAGAACUCAGGGUUGCUUCAGACCCCUCGGUGCCAUCAUUUGGCUCAAGAUUAGUUCUUUUAAUCCAAAGCUUUGAGAUGACAUAAAAAUAAGCACAAAAGCUUCACUUGACAGUUUAAUGCUGACCUGUGUGUCCAGAGCUGAGUGGAGCCCAGGGGCCCACGAUGAGGGAAUUAGAGGAGAAUAAGUUAAAAAUCACUGUUUUUAGGGCUGGAGUGGCAGAGCCCCCAUAAUACAAUCGUUCUGAUACAGAUCCAGGUGGUGAAUGCUUUCUUCAAAAGCAUUUUUUGACCCUGGGAUGUAGUUCAGUGGCAUAAGUGCCACCCUGGCAAGCACAAGGUCCUGAGUUUGAUUCCCAGUACCAAAAAAAAUUUUUUCAGAAGAAAUUUACUGUAUAUGUUUUAAAUUCCAAAUUAACAUAUUGCAUAAUUAACUAUUUUUGGAUGUGAAGUUCUGGGAAGUUUUUUUGUUUUAUUAUUUUUUUUUUAAUUCUGUGAGUUGUGAGUUUUACACAUGAUGUGUAGCAUCAGGACAGAGCAGUUCUCCCAUCUAAAGAAGCCAGUCGUGACUUCUGGGAGAACAUGGCGGAUAGAUAGCAGCAGCUAAGGAGGCUCUCUGAGAUACCCCGCUUAGAGUCCAGGUAUGAUGCCGUGUGAGGAGUCCUAAGCAGGGAGAGAUGUACCCUGCCAACCCAGGAAUGAACUAAGCUAAGAGAAACCAACUGGAAACGCAUUCCCAGUGCUGUAACAGGAACAGAUAAGAUCUUAGCGUGAAAGUUGGAGCCUGUGCUGCUGGAAGCCUCGAUUUGAAUUUCUUGCUGCUGCUGCUGCUGCUGUGUCUAAAUCAGCACAGCAGGGAGAGAGAUGCACGAAAACUUUGAGAGUGGGAACCAGCAAAUGGAGUUGAGAACGGGACUGGCAGGGAGCCCUGCAUCGACCUGCGGUGAGUGCGCGGAACAGGGACCCUUCCAUAGAGUAGGAGGCUUCAGCAAAGGACAUAUUGGGACCAGGCAAACUUGCCGGAACAGGACGCUGCAAUGACUUUGGUCACAUAUUCCCUCCUCAAGUGGGAUUGGUGGGGAGUGCCUGGCCUGGGCGACGCCACUGACUAAGACCCAGUAAGCUAGCCCAAACCAGGUCCCAGCACCUGGAGGUGCACCCUAGCAGUGAAGCCUUUGGUAGGUUGACCUGCAGGGGCAGGCCCAGCAGAGGCUGCCCAGGUCUGUGUCUCCCUAGUACACUGCCGUGGGCGGGGACACCUAGCCGGCGCAAUUCAAACAAACUAUAACAGACAAAGAGAAAAAAUACUGGGCCUCCUAUACUCGCUUGUAUGGAAGGAACAAAAAGUAUGGGAAGAGGAAGCAACAAGAAAUCCUGAGAACACUGAUCCAGGAAAGGUGAAUGCCAAGGAGAAUGAGGAAAGAAAACAUGCUAUCAGACACGGCACCAAUAGAUGUAAAGCAAUAUCUCCAGAGCCUCAUAGACGAGUUCAAAAGUGAAGUACUUAACAAAAUAAAGCAAGAUAUAAGUAGAAUAGUUAGAAAAAUGCUAAGCACCGCCCAAGAAAAAACAGAUGGAAGAACAGAAAAAAAGGAGAGAAUUGUUUGAUGGAGAAAAUAGAGAAAACAUAGAAUAAGUGAAACAGAUUCAAAGAGAUUACCAGAAAACUAAAAACUAUCAAAAGCUGGCAUAACAGCUUGAAAGAAACUAAGGAUACAUUAUCUGAAUUGGAGGGCAGAUUUGUAAUGGAGCAUGAAAUAAAAAACUUCUUAAAAAUAACAAGAAAACAGCAAUUAUACAAAGGCUAGAAGAUAAGAGUUAUAAUUCUAUAACUUAAGAAUUAAGAACAUAAAAGAAGUUGUAGGGGCACAAACAAAUGGACUACAAAGCUAUUCACAGAAGUAAUCCAAGAGAAUUUCCCUAAUUUAGCAAAAGGUAAAUAUGCUCAGGUGUAUGAGGCAUAUGGGACCCCAGCCACCUACAACCCAAACAGAACUACACCCACACAUAUAAUAAUCAAAAUUCCAGAAAUCCAAUAUAAGAACAGAAUAUUAAAAGCCAUCAGAGACAAGAAACAGAUCACUUACAAGGGAACACCCAUCAGAAUUACAGCAGAUUUCUUGGCACAAACCAUCAAAUCACGAAGAGCAUGGGGGGAAAUAAUUCAAGCUUUGAAAGAUAAUAACCUCCAGCUAAGAUUGAUAUAUCCUGCACAACUGUCCCUAGAAAUCGAUGGAAAAACAAGGUGCUUCCAGGAUAAAGAGGAACUAGGGGAAUUUGCAACCACCAAUUCAAUUCUACAGAGAAUACUGCAGGAUAUUCUAAAAAAGGAAAAUACCAAGAUUCCAGAAAUAGUGGCAGAGAGGCCACAAUGAAUGGAGCACAAAGCGAAAUGAAGAGGACAAACUGACAACUAAUGACAGAAAAAGAGCUCAACAGAAAUGAGGCAGAGAAGAUCGGAUGGUCGGAACAGCUAUUUUGGUGAAAACAAGACAUCAUAAUAGCUAGUGCUGAUUUAGUAUCAUCUUGUUUUGAAGUCCCAUCAAGCUUUUAUUCUUCUGUCUCCAUCAGUCUUAACAGGUUGUAUCUUAUUGGAUUUUAUUAUAUGUGAUAAUAUAAGCAAAAACUUUUAUAGAUAAGGAGAUUAUACAAAAACCAUUGUUCAUUUUCUGUUAGUUGGUUCUAAAUACCCUAUAAUACUGUCAUUCUCUUGAAUGGUUUUACAUUGCCUUGAUAUGUUUGGUGCUACAGUAUACAAAGGUAUACUCAAAGAUUUCAAGGAAAGAGACACUAUGGUAACUACUUUUAUGUCAGGAUAUCUUGUGGUGAAACACUAUUUUGCUUAAAUGAUUAUGCUUUGACCUGUGCUAUUUUGUUGUUAUGCCCUCUUAUCUCAAUCUCCUUUUUUAAUUAUUUACUUUUUUAUUUUUAUCUUUUUAAUUAAGGGAAAAAUAAAAAAUAGCAGGAUACAUUAUAGUAACCCACUUUGAUUUCCUAUUAACUUGAUUUGAAACCCUGUAUUGCUCUCACCAUCUUGUUUUGACUGAUUUUCCCCUAUUCUGCCUUGCUCAAUAGUACCAAGUUCGAAAGCGUAGGCAACAACUGUGAAGACAGUAAGAUUCAUUAUGAUGCCCAUUCUGGUUGACUAUUAUCUUCUUUUAAAGAAGUGUAGUGUCUUCAAUGUAUUGGUUUUAUUCUUUACUGUUUUGUUCAAUUUUAUUAUAACUGAUGAUAUAGGCAAUUCUUUUAAGAUAGCAAGAGGCGGGGGCUGGGGAUUUAGCUCAGUGGCAUAAGUGCUUGCCUUGCAAGCAGGCAGUCGUGAGUUCGAUCCCUGGGACUGAUAAAAACAAAAAGAAAAAAUAAAAAAAAGAUAGCAAGAGGCAGUAUGGUAACCAUUGUUGAUCACCUGGUAUUUUGUUUUUACAUUAUCUAUUAUGUCCAUCCUUUUGAUUUGACUGACUCUGUUUUGUUAUGUCACUCUCUUCAAAAAAAAAAUUUGUUUUACUCUCGUCAAAAAAAAUAAUAAGAACUGUGGGAGUAAUAAAACCCAAAAUGUGUAAUUGUCAUUGUACAAAAGAGGAAAAGAAAGUGCUCUAAAGGACAUAACUGUAUAUAUAUUUAAGUGUAUAAGAUAGAUAACCAUAUUUACUGAGUUUUGUUGGAUCAUUGAACAAAACUGUUUGAAGUCUCACUGUUUGAAAGUCCACUUUAUAUGCUUUAAUUUUGUAACUUGAACAACUAUUUCUAAGAUAACAAUAUAUAAUCUGUUAACUAGUGAUUCCCUACUGUUUAUUCUUUCUGAAAUUCUGUAUAACUUGUACCCUUUUUCUGUUUUUUUUUUUUUUUUCUCUUUUUCUCCUUAAAUGAAAUUAAAAAAAAAAAAAAAGAAGCCAGUCGUGCUUCUCCACUCCUCGGGCAGAUAAACCCUUAUUGAUUCCAUAUCCCUAUAGCUUUUCUAGAAUGUUUCAUAGAGUCCUUAGGAAGUAACCUGAAGAUUGUCUUCUUUCACUCAGCAUACUGCCUUUGAGAUUCAUCUGUGUUGUAUUUGUGGUGUUUUGUAUGAAUAUACUGCAGAUUUUUUUUUUUUUUUUUUUUUACUAUUUACUCAUUGGAUGGUUUCCAGUUUGGGGUAACUAUGAAUAAGCCUAUAAAUAAAUAUAGCUUGUGAACAUAA
Molecule: messenger RNA, 6259 nt
Organism: Cavia porcellus (domestic guinea pig)
Lineage: Eukaryota; Metazoa; Chordata; Mammalia; Rodentia; Caviidae
Gene: Dusp18
Product: dual specificity phosphatase 18
Exons: 2
Coding region: 244-810 (188 amino acids)
Biological process (GO): peptidyl-tyrosine dephosphorylation
Cellular component (GO): cytoplasm
Molecular function (GO): protein tyrosine phosphatase activity; MAP kinase tyrosine/serine/threonine phosphatase activity
Source: RefSeq, a predicted model, not a curated record